ACGCCAUGACUUCAACGAAGCGGCUCCGCCCAUCAGUGGUACGUCAGAGUCGAGGCGGAAGCGGAAGCGGAAGGCAAGCAGUGGGCGCUGAAACAUGGCGUGCACAUACACACGCACAGUCAGGAUGACAGCCGGCGCGUGUGUGGUUUCUGCGCUUAUCGCAACAUGUGUGAUGCUGCAGCCCGCGUCGGCCAAGUCGGACAAUUUAAGAGUAAUCACAGAUGGAAACUGGGAGGAAAUCCUGACGGGAGAAUGGAUGAUCGAGUUCUUUGCUCCGUGGUGUCCAGCCUGCCAGCAGCUCCAGCCUGUGUGGAAUGAGUUUGCAGAAUGGGGAGAAGAUUUGGGAGUGAAUAUUGCCAAAGUGGAUGUCACCGAGCAGCCAGGUUUGAGCGGGAGGUUCAUCAUCACAGCUCUCCCAACUAUCUACCACUGUAAAGAUGGUGUGUUUCGGCGGUAUCAAGGAGCCCGAUCUAAAGAUGACUUCCUGAGCUUCAUUGGUGAGAAGAAAUGGCAGAGCAUAGAGCCGGUCUCUUCCUGGUUCGGCCCCUCAUCCUUCCUGAUGAACGCAAUGUCAGCCCUCUUCAAGUUAUCCAUGUUCAUCAGGCAUUGCCAUAAUUACUUAACGGAGCAGCUGGGCGUCCCGGUUUGGGGCUCGUAUGGGAUAUUUGCUCUAGCAACACUCAUCUCAGGAUUGGUCCUUGGAUUGAUACUGGUUUUCAUCGCAGAUUUUGCGUUCCCAUCACGCCGGUUUGCACCAGAUUAUCACUACAGGAAACUGCCUGCUGGGCAGGUACGUCUCCUGCAGCAGUUGGAAGAUGAACAGGAAGCAGAUGGAGAGGAAGAGGAUGAUGACGAUGAUUACGGUGGAAAGACUGAAGAGUGGCGGCGAGCGGAUGGAGCCGAUGCGCUCAGGAGAAGAGGUGUGGGUGUGCCGGAGGAGGACACCUAGUAGACUGGAGAGGAACGGCCUCUCGCUCACUGCACAAAACCACCACACAAACUGCAGCGCUCAUUGAGCUUGGUGAUGUCACGUGUGAUGUCAUAGCUCCCUCUGAAAGAUUGAUGUGGUUGUGCUUUUCUCUCUUUCUUGCCGCUAGUUUGUGUGUUUUCUCUUUUCCUCCUGUCCAGUUUUAAUUAUUACACUCCUUGUUAUGCAGUAUCUCUAGAGUGUGUGUGUGUGUGUGUGUGUGUGUGUGUGUGUG
Sinocyclocheilus anshuiensis is the source of this 1202-nucleotide messenger RNA. It is a transcript of the gene tmx1, whose product is annotated as thioredoxin-related transmembrane protein 1. The transcript is spliced from 8 exons. Gene Ontology annotation, cellular component: endomembrane system. The coding region runs from base 95 to 949 and encodes 284 amino acids. Gene Ontology annotation, molecular function: disulfide oxidoreductase activity. NCBI's taxonomy places the organism in Eukaryota, Metazoa, Chordata, Actinopteri, Cypriniformes, Cyprinidae. The record is from RefSeq and is a predicted model, not a curated record.